Messenger RNA from Sphenostylis stenocarpa, 4761 nucleotides. The record is from the annotation of a GenBank genome assembly. NCBI's taxonomy places the organism in Eukaryota, Viridiplantae, Streptophyta, Magnoliopsida, Fabales, Fabaceae.
AUGGAGCCUCCCGUGGUGAGAUCCAGGGGUCGCCCGCGCAAACGGAGAAGAGAAGAGGACGGAAACGUGGCCGGCGAUCCAAGAACGCUUCCCGAGGCGAAAAAGGAGCCUCCGGUUGCACUGGUUGGUCGAUACGUGCUGAAAGAGUUCCGCAGGAACACCGUUCUUCUCGGAAAAGUAGCGCGCUACGAGCGCGGAUUGUACAGAGUCGUGUACGAGAGUGGCGGAUUUGAGGAUUUAGAUAGCAGCGUGAUUCGUAGGAUACUUCUCCUUGAUAGCUAUUUCGAUGAUGAUUUGAUUCGGAGGAAGGGCGAAUUGGAGGAAGUGAUGUUGCCGAAGAUCGCGGAGGAACCAGAGAGAGGUUCGAGCGAAUUGCUCGGCGAUUUAUCGGUUGAGAACGGAGAGGAACGAGAUGAAACGGACGAUGAGUCGGGCGGUGAGGCUAUGGAUUUGGGUUCCGAUGCCGAAACGCCGACACCUUUUCCGCCAACGCUGCCACCGUCUUCCGGAACAAUUGGCAUUCCGGAAUCGUGCGUUUUGAAUCUCCUUUCAGUUUACGGAUUUUUGCGUUCGUUUAGCAUUUGCCUGUUUUUAAGUCCGUUUACUUUGGAUGAGUUUGUCGGUGCUUUGAACUGUAAAGUUUCCAACACGUUGCUUGAUGCUAUUCACGUUUCGUUGAUGCGUGUUUUGAGACGUCACCUUGAAAACAUUUCACCAGAUGGUUCGCGGCGUGCAACAAAAUGCCUCCGGUGCAUUGAUUGGAGUUUGCUUGAUGCUUUGACUUGGCCUGUUUUUGUGUAUCAGUACUUAGCCAUUUAUGGAUACACAAAGGGACCUGAGUGGAAAGGAUUUUAUGACGAAAUCUUUUAUGGCGAGUACUAUUUAUUGCCUGCAAGUAGGAAAUUGGUGAUUUUGCAAAUUCUCUGUGAUGAUGUUUUGGCAUCUGAGGAGUUAAAAGCUGAAAUGAACAUGCGUGAAGAAUCAGAGGUUGGGAUUGAUUAUGAUAAUGAAGAUAACCUUCCUGCUGAAAUUGUGCCAAGAAGAGUUCAUCCAAGAUAUUCAAAAACUACUGCCUGCAAGGAUACUGAAACUAAGAAGUAUGUUUCAGAAUUGAAUGCUGAUGAUGUUGAUGGAAAUGGAGAUGAAUGUCGCCUAUGUGGCAUGGAUGGGACCUUGCUUUGUUGUGAUGGUUGUCCUGCUGUUUAUCAUUCGAGGUGUAUUGGUGUGAUGAAGAUGCAUAUACCAGAUGGGGAAUGGUAUUGUCCAGAAUGCAAAAUAAAUAUGAUUGGGCCUACAAUUGCACGGGGAACAUCACUUAAAGGGGCUGAAGUAUUUGGAAAGGAUUUGUACGGGCAAGUUUUCAUGGGUACUUGCGACCACUUACUGGUGGUCAAUGUCAACAGUGAUGAAUUUUGUCUUAAAUACUACAAUCAGAAUGACAUUCCUAAAGUUCUCCUAGUCCUUUAUGCAUCUGAGCAACUUAGACUUGUGUACAAUGGUAUUUGCAUGGCGAUGUUAAGAUAUUGGAAUAUUCCAGAAAACUUGUUGCCACUUGGUGUCACAAGUGUACCACAAGUAAACUUAAUAAAUACAAACACAGAUGUGAAACUUCUUCCCAUGAUUGAUGAAGAGCAACAACAAGCCGUAAGAUCAGUGAAGGCAGAAUACAGUUUAACAUUUGGAAAUGGAAUUUGUAGUGAUAAUUUGGUGCCAUCUUUUGAUGCUUCUUUGGUUACAACCUGUAGUCCUGCUCCUAGAAGCUGUGACAAUAAGAGAACUACUGUGAAUUUGAAACUUCAUGAGGAAACUGCAAUGAAUCCAAUGGUUUCAACUAUUAACCAUCAGUCACAUCCAAAGUGCGAAAAUCCUGUUAACAAGUCAGCUGCAGUAGGCCCUUCUAAGUGCUCUUCAGUAAGCAACCAAGUUAAUAAUUAUGGGCACACAAAUGAUAGGUUGCCUAUGAAUUUGUCUUUGCAUACUAAAGGUGACCAAUCUGGUUUUGGAAAGUGCAAAGCCAGUUUAACUAAUGAUUUUGUGUACUUUGGUUGCUCCUAUAAACCACAGUCAUACAUUAAUUGCUAUAUGCAUGGUGAUUUUGCGGCAUCUGCUGCUGCUAAUUUGGCCAUUCUUUCUUCAGAGGAUUCUAGAUCAGAGGGUCAUGUAUCUGACACCUUGGGGAAAGCAACAUCUGGAAACACUUAUUUACUAGCAAAAGCAUUCUCCCUAACAGCUUCACGCUUCUUUUGGCCAAGUUCUGAAAAGAAGCUUGUAGAGGUUCCAAGAGAGAGGUGUGGCUGGUGCCUUUCUUGUAAAGCCCUUGUUUCAAGCAAGAAAGGAUGCAUGUUAAAUCAUGCUGCUCUAAGUGCCACAAAAAAUGCAAUGAAAAUCCUUUCUGGUCUUGCUCCUGUAAGGAUUGGAGAAGGAAUCAUCCCUAGCAUUGCAACUUAUGUUAUAUAUAUGGAGGAAAGUUUACGUGGUUUAAUAGUUGGGCCCUUUUUAAGUGAAUGUUAUAGAAGGCAUUGGCGAAAACAAGUAGAACGAGCCACAUCAUUUAGUCAUAUAAAACCCCUUUUACUCAAACUUGAGGAGAACAUUCGAACAAUUGCUUUUUGUGGGGACUGGGUGAAGUUGAUGGAUGAUUGGUUGGCUGAAUUUUCUACAAUUCAAAGUGCUGCAAGUACUCUUGGAACUACACAGAAAAGAGCAACAUGUGGGAGGCGUAAGAAACAGUCAUCAAUCAAUAAAGUUACAGCUGGUGGUUGUCCUGAAAAUUUUGCUUGGUGGCAUGGUGGGAAGUUUUCCAAAUCUGUAUUUCAGAAAGCUGUUUUGCCAAAAUCCAUGGCAAGAAAAGCAGCCCGACAAGGUGGUUCGAGGAAAAUUUCGGGUAUAUUAUAUGCUGAUGGCUCUGAGAUUCCUAAAAGAAGCAGACAGCUAGUUUGGAGAGCUGCAGUCCAAAUGAGUGGGAAUGCAUCUCAGUUGGCCCUUCAGGUCCGGUAUCUGGAUUUUCAUGUCAGAUGGAGUGAUCUGAUUCGACCAGAGCAUAACCUUCUGGAUGUGAAAGGUCAAGACACUGAAGCGUCUGCUUUUAGGAAUGCAAAUAUUCAUGGAAAAAAAAUUGCGGAGGGCAAAAUUUUCUAUAGAGUAGCCUUUGGAAGCCAAAAACAUCUUCCUUCUCGGGUAAUGAAAAAUGUUGAAAUAGAGCAAGGACCUGAAGGAAAGGAAAAAUAUUGGUUUUCUGAAAAACGCAUUCCUUUAUAUUUGGUAAAAGAGUAUGAAUUACGCAAUGGACAAAUGCAAUCUAAUAAUGAGUACCUGCACAUUACAUCUCAGUUGCACAAAAGGCGGAAUGCUCUCAAGUGCAGGGCCUGUCAAGGUUAUUGUCACUCGGGCUGUUCUGUAAGUUCAACUGUCUCUACAUGUGAAGAAGUUGAGUUCUUGGCCACAUGCAAACAAUGUCAUCAUGCCAAAUUACUUACUCAAAAAGAGUCUUGUAAUGAGUCUCCUACUAGUCCCUUGCUCUUAGAAGGACAAGAAAACAGCACUUCAGCAGUUCUGAAGGGACCAAGGCCUAAAUAUGAUGAUCAAGGAUUGGUGUCUUCUAGGAUGAAAAACAGUCGAUCUGACAUGAAACAAGUUGCUUAUGAUUUCCCUUUCAAAACAAAAGGCCGUAGCAAAAGUUGUUCUUGGGGUGUUAUUUGGAAAAAGAAGAGUAACGAAGAUACAGGCUUUGAUUUCAGGCUCAAGAACAUUCUUCUAAAAGGAGGUUCAAGCCUGCCUCAAUUGGAGCCUGUUUGUCGGUUGUGCAAUAAAACAUAUAGGUCUGAUCUAAUGUAUAUCUGCUGUGAAACAUGCAAACAUUGGUAUCAUGCUGAAGCUGUUGAACUUGAAGAGUCCAAACUUUUUGAUGUGCUGGGCUUCAAAUGUUGCAAGUGUCGCAGGAUAAAGUCACCUGUGUGUCCUUUCUCCGAUUUGUAUUGCAAGAUUCAAGAGGGAAGGAAGUCUUCAAGGGCUUCAAAGAAAGAGUACGUCUGGGGAGAUUCUGAUUCUGGUACACCUGUUUACACAAGAACAAAUGAAUCUGCAACUCCUAUCUAUCCUACAGUGGAUGUCUCUAGACAGGACAAUGAUCCUCUGCUGUUCUCCCUUUCAAGUGUUGAGCUGAUUUCAGAACCCAAUUUAGUUGCAAAUGUUGCAGGUAAUACUGUCUCUGGGCCAGGACUUCGGAGAUUACCUAAACGUGAGAGGGAGAAUAAUGAUGAUUAUUAUAGAGGUAAUCUACAUGCUCAAUUUUCAACCAGCAAUGAAAUGGUGUCCAAAUCUGUAAAAGAUUUAUCACCUGUAGAAUAUGGCACUGCUGACUGCACUCUUCUGAAGGACCCUGAAACUGUAAAUUAUGAUGAAUUCGUUGAUUUUGAACCUCAUACCUUCUUCUCGCUGACUGAACUGCUCCACUCAGAUGAAAAUAAUAGUCAAUUUGAGGAAGCCAAUGGAUCUGGGUUCUUCUCGGGGUAUUUGAAAAAAUCUUGUACAUUAGGUGUUCCUGAUGAAUGCGGGACUGUCAGUUUAGCUUCCAACUGCGAACCUACAAAUUUGUUACAAGUAAACAUUAACAGUUGUAGGCAAUGUUCACAAAAGGAACCAGCCCCUGAUCUCCAUUGUGAGAUUUGUAGAAUUUGGAUUCACAGCCAAUGUUCACCUUGGGUUGAAUCACCAUCUCAGCAUGCAAGUUGGAGAUGUGGUGAUUGCCGGGAAUGGCGAUAG